AUGGAUGAGAAUCAUUCGAAUGGUGUAACCAACGAAGACAUGGUCAUCAAUCUACUGCAAACCCAGAUGGAACUGUCGCUUAUAUGGGAGGACUUCCAAAACCAUUUGCGUGAGCUCCGUCAGGCAGUUAAUCGACACUUAGAUGCCAUGAACCUUGAGGUCAAUGACGUUCGCGCUGGUCAGAUGGAUAUCUCAAAUAUGGUUGUUGAUCUUAAAAAUCAUGUCGUUUCUCUGCAAGGAGCAUAUGUGAGGAUGGUCUUCAAAAACAACAAACUAAGAAGCUGA
This is a messenger RNA of Lactuca saligna, 285 nucleotides long. Lineage: Eukaryota; Viridiplantae; Streptophyta; Magnoliopsida; Asterales; Asteraceae. The record is from the annotation of a GenBank genome assembly.